AACACAAAUUAUGAAAUAUUUGUUCUACUAGCGAGACAACGAAACGCGAUAGAACAACAGCACGCUUAUGUCACAAGAAAAAAUAUUUGAAGCCUUGAAAAGCAAAGUAAAAGCGUGCAACACCUUGUGCGCUUGGAAACAAAACCUCGUUUUGUCAACGUUUAGCCGGGGCAAGCAUUUUACAAGGAACUUCGACAGCUGCGUGUUUUCCAGCAAGCCAUCAACAAAGAAUGAAACCCUUCAAACGAGGUAGGCAGAAAUUAGCCAUGUUAUUUUUAUUGCCAGGCAUUAAUUGUUGCCCUGACCACGUCUGACGGUUUGCCCAGUGUGCCCGCCUGUUGGUUUUAAAUGGAAUGCGGCUUUUUGUUGCGAGCAAAUGCAGCGUGUGUUUGUUUGAAUUUGGAGGGACAGCUAACCAGCUAGUUAUCUUUGGAAGCAAGCAUGGUGUCCAUCUGGCGGAGCGACAGAACAGUCCUACAUGCGCUAUGGCGUGCGUUCAAGGGGCUCUUUGUACAUUUGCUACGUGACGAUGGGAAGAUGGCUAGCAAACUUAGUCAAUGUUUUCUUUGCUCAUUUUUCGAGCAUUUACCGGAUUUCCUUAUUUUUGCUAUAUUUUCUGCAUUUGGCAAAUUGAUAACAUUCCGCUAGGUAUUUGAUUUUAUUGGAACAUUGUUAGUUAACUGCACGGCAGACGAGAUUGAAUGGAACAAGACCGAAUUACAAUCACUGAUUCGAACUUCAUUGUUUGCUUGGUAGCCGGCUAGCCUUAAAAGCUAGCUAGUUAACUAACUAGUUACGUUGGCUGCAAUGCCUUGAAUAUUUUAAUAAAUGUAACAACUCAAUUUCUGCACACGCCUUUGAAGUUUGUUAACGCAUUGAGGAUUUAGAAAAUAUCAUAUUAGCUCCACCAAGAUAAGGAGAACGGCCUUUACUUUGUAGACAAAGUUGAGGUUUGAUAGAGGAACAGCGUGUGACAUGUAAGUUAACGGACUUCAAGCUAACCUCCUCUCUCAUCAAACUAACUAGUUUAGUUAGAUGGCUCAAAUGAUCCACGUUUUAUGAUCCACCUUGAGUGCAUUCAUUGUUAGCUACUAGCUAAGCUACAGGUCAUUACCAGCUGUGUAAUGGGAUAGCUAGUAACGUUAGCUGCUACUUUCAAACUGUUCAAGGGACAUAUUUACAUUUUAGUCACUUAUCCAGAGCGACUUAGUGAGUGCAUACCUUUUUCAUACUGGCCCCCCGUGGGAAACGAACCCACAACCCUGGCGUUGCAAGCGCCAUGAUCUACCAACUGAGCUACAGGGGACCCUGACAGCAGAACUCAAACCACUCACAUGCCAGUGUUUUAGACAGUACAAAUAACUAGUUUACCAAUUUAGGUAGUUAGCAUAUUUAGUUUGCUAUAAUCAAUUAUCAGUUUUGCCCUUUCAUGCACUUAAAUAAACGUUUUUAAGAUUAUAGCAGCUAACCGCUAACGUCCUGUAAACAAUUGGAAGCACAUUCAAUUUGGGCAUACAAACAAGUGAGAAGAGUGUCUCCAGUGCUCUGAAUUCCCCUGGCAAGAGGUGAAAAUGGUCCCUCGCACGGUCUAUAGAUCGCUCGCCGCUGGAGAUAGUGAUAUGCACACAAUCUCCUUUGUGAGGACAGGCUGCCCCCGGGGGUCAGAUUUCAACCAGAGAAAGACAUUUACUGCAUUCUAUACCCAGGGAGAAAGCAUGCUCCAUUUUGAAUUGGUCUUCCCCAGUGCAACAAAUAGUGAUUUGGGGAAUGAAGACAGAUAUUGUUUUGAAUGUGUAUUUGUUCAAUUCACUUUUAAUGAUAAGUUGUCAUUGAUGCAUGCUUUAAGUUGUGCUUACCUGUCUGCUACACCCACACUAGCUCUCUCAAACUCUAGGCGGCAUUCUGCCUUCUCCCUACAGUUCUCAACUAUUCACUUCGCCCAUGACAGCCUCAUGUGAACUACAAUCCAGACACUGUUAACGUUUAGAAGCAUAUCAUUUUAACCUGUUUAUUUAUUUGAAAAUUAUUUCUCGCUGAUAUGAAAGAUACAUGUGAGGUACGGUUAUGUUAAUGUUUAGACUGAGAUUCUGGGAUCUUCACAAAAUUCCCCCUACAGAAGACUCCUUCAUCUUUGACUCUUAUGUGUAAUGAAACUGAGAGUCAUGAUCAAGGGCUACACCCAUACUUACCAAUCAAUCAGUGUAACCUGAUUCAUUAAUCAAUCACAUUGCUGACAUAAAUCAUGGAUCAUACUGUGCCUAAUACUUAUCAAUACUUCACCAACCUAUUUCUUUAUAGGUCGGUGAAUGUACAAUAACGUGAACAAACAAGAAACAUAGGCCUACACAACAAGUAGAUACUUAUCAUGUCAAUCUCUGUUUUGGAGGGAAUGCAAUACAUUCCUUAACAAAUGAGUGAAUGUCCAACCCUGUGCACAGUGUCCACCAUGCAAACACUAGCACUGCCAAACUGACUCCCCUUCCCCGUCCUCAGCUCUGGAAGAGGAGCAGACGCAGGAGCUGUCGUCAGCCAUGUCCGACAGCGACCCCUUCGAGGAUGACGGCUUUCCCCUUGACCUGUCGGGAGGCGGCGUGGGCUCAGGCAAGCGGCGUCGCCGCGGCAACCUGCCCAAGGAGGCGGUGACUGUGCUGCGGAGCUGGCUGUAUGAGCACCGCUACAACGCCUACCCUUCAGAGCAGGAGAAACUCAGCCUGUCAGAUCAGACCAGCCUCUCCGUGCUGCAGGUGGGUGGAUCGGCCUAACAUUGUCAAAAGCAAAAUUAAUGAAGGAAAGCCUGCACGUGGUAAAAUGCCCAAGUGCCUGUAAGGUUAUACUAUGUGGUUACUAUUAAUCCUGGUGGCCUCCAUAGUUCAUGUUGAUAAGUUUUGAUUAUGCUAACUUUGGUCAGUCAUCAGUCAUUACAGUGCUGAAUCAAUCAUGUGGAUUUAACUGUGGGAUAGAUCUCACACACUCACCCUAACAAGGCUGGAUAGAUUUAAACUCACACUAUUUGAACUGUUAUAACAACUAUUUCUAAAUAUUAGGUUCGGUUUCAGCAUGCUCCUCUGACAAGUGUAGUGUUGAAAUGAAUGAUUUCCAAUGUCCUCCAGUUGAAUGGUUCCAGAUAUGCUGUUUAGCUCCUGGUGCAGUGUAAACAGUUGAUCACAGCAGACACUUGGGCCUAGAUGGAACCAUGACUACAUACUUAUUACCCUGUCCAAGAUAGUUGUUUGUUUAUCAGAUAUUGUGUUCUCUAUUGGCCUCAUGAGUUUCAUGUGUGCGGGGCGAUAAACGCCGUAGCGCCUAUAGGCCUACUUCAGGCCGUUGCUAAGUAUUCUAUAAAUAGCGAUCCAUCCCAUUAUAUUUACAUUCGUACUUAUCAUCUUACUUCAGCCCUAGGGUGUUUCACAACAGUGUAGCAAAUGUCCCAUGACUAAUGUACUACUGUACAGUUGAAUUUGACACCGUUACAGCAGCCCUUGUAGGCAACCAUGCAAUGUUUCCUCUUCCCUCCAAGACACACACACAUUCACACCCCAGGAGUGGUGACACGAGCAGACAGAGCGAGAGAGGCUAGAGCAAAGUGGAGCAGACAUGCUGCGUUGUGGCCGGCAAACAGACAGGCUGCGGUGUAGUCGGCGCAGUGCCCCUGGCUGGCCGUGCGCUUCUCUAUGUGGCUCAGCGUUUUUCACCCGAGACUUCUUUAAUGCCAGCAGUCUGAUGUCCCUCAUCUCACUGUGUGUGGGGGAUAUGUUUCCCACUAGAGGGAGGUAAACAAGGCCUAAAGGUGAGGGAGACUGAGAAUAUGUGGGCCAAACAACUGGCCUGGGACCAGUUUUAACUCUUCGUUAUACGCGUCAGUUGAGUUAUGGGUUGAGCUAAUUAUUAGUGUCUUCUAGUUGACUUGGCACACUAAACUAAAAAAUACUUUCCAAGUGACUUGAGAUCUAUAUCUGUAGUUUGGCUCUUGAGGGAAGCCUAGUUGGCCUUUUGAGAUGCACCCCUUUUGUUUCCCCAGUCAUGCAGGCGUUGUUGUUAAAAGGAAUUCCUCCACUUUUCCAGAUAUGCAACUGGUUCAUCAACGCCCGUCGCCGCCUCCUCCCCGACCUGCUCCGCAAGGACGGCAAAGACCCCACCCAUUUCACCAUCUCCAGGCGGGCAGGAAAAGGCGAGGGCCGCCCAUCCACUGCUGGUGGAGGUAGCUCCCCUGAAAGCCCCACCUCCUCGGUCCCCUCGCCAGCCCUGCCCCCACUCCGGCCCUCGGUCAUCCGGCCAGCCCCCACGCUGGACCUCAGCCUCCUGGGCACCACAGCCACGGCCAUUCUGACGGGAGCCGGCUACCCCGGCCAAGAGGGCUGCUGCGUCCAGGCCCUUAUGCAGCUGGACACGCACGUUCUCCUGAGGGAGGCCGAGGAGAAGGGCUCCACGGUUAUCAGCGCCAGUCCCACUGGCGGGCUAUUCAACACGCCACCCCCCACCCCUCCGGAGCUGUGCCCCAGCCAGGACUUCAGUGACCUGAGGCUGCUGGUGGACGCAGCUCUCCAGAGGGCUGCUGAGCAUGAGAGUCAGAUGAGCCUGCUCCAGGAGAGCCAGAAUAGGGCCACUACAGAGGCCACAGGGGUCUGCAGCAGUGCUAUGGGUCCGACCCAUCCUCCAGAGCCGAGCCAAGCUACAAUGGACUCGCCCAGAGAGCAGAGUCCCACGGAAAAGGUUAUGGUGUCCCCAGUUUCAGUCCCAAGCCCUGUCACAGUCUCCUCAGCACCUAAACUCACCCCAGCCUUUGCCUUCAUUCCUGCUCCAAGUCUGCCUCCUCGCCCAGCCCAAAUUCCAGUCCUAGUGCCAGUUUCAACCCAUGUCCCAACCUUCAUCCCUACACCAACUCUCACCCCAGUCUUAGCUUCAACCCCAACCAAACCCCCUGUGCCAGCCCCUAGCCCUGUUCAAACCUUCACCCCUGCACUAACUUUAUCCCCUGUCCCAACCUCAGCCCCAACUUUAGCCCCAGUCCUAACACCUCCGCCAGCCCUCACCCCAUUCCUGGGCCUGUCUUCCUCCAUCCCCAGCAGCAGCAGUGUCCAGAGGGCCCAGUCGGUGGCCAGUGUGUGGAGUGUGGUCCACAGCGACGUUACAGUCCGACAGCCUGGUCCCGUGGCACAGACUCCCAUAGCCACGGUGUGGGGGGCGCAGCACACCCUGCAUGCCGUCAGCGAGACAGUCAACUAG
Molecule: messenger RNA, 5223 nt
Organism: Coregonus sp. 'balchen'
Lineage: Eukaryota; Metazoa; Chordata; Actinopteri; Salmoniformes; Salmonidae
Source: the annotation of a GenBank genome assembly